AUGAUAGGCCGCCUCUUACUCUUCCAGCCACUUUUUGUUACCUCUGUGUUAUCAGAAAGGAUAUGGGAUGUCUGGGUCACCACCUGGAACAGAGAUUACCUGUUCACGUCGCUCAAACCAGCUCCGAUAGACUUUGGUACUCCAGGGCCCAUCGGUGAUGCAAAUAUCGCCGUUUCAAGUACAUUUUAUCAACAAAUGGAUGGAUUUGGCGCAUCUUUGACGGAUUCGUCUGCAUUGGUUCUCAGCAGUCUCAAGGCGGCCAACUCGAGUGGCUAUUGGUCUCUCCUCUACAAGCUAUUUGAUCCUCGCGAAGCGGAAUCUACAGCGGCAUUGUCCGUACUCCGAAUCCCAAUGGGUGCAUCGGACUUUUCAGCCUCAGCAUAUACAUUUGAUGAUACGUGGAACGACAAUACACUGUCUGCGUUCAGCAUGAAUAGCGCACCCUCUUAUCUCUGGUCGACUCUGGCAGACAUCAAGACGGUCACGCCUUACCUCAAAUUGUUCAUCCUCCCUUGGUCUGCACCAGCAUGGAUGAAGACAUCUGGCUCGCUGAAUGGUGGACAGCUCAAAUCUGGCUACGAGAAGACUUUCGCACAAUACCUGUUCAAAUGCGUUCAGGGGAUGAACGGCAAAGGGCUUCGGCCCUAUGCCGUUUCAUUACAAAAUGAACCACAGAAUGCCGACAGCACUUAUCCGACCAUGCUCUUACCUGUGUCCCAGGCUGCGAGUGUUGGGCAAACUCUGCGCACCCUACUCGACUCAAAUGGAUUCACUGACAUUAAGAUCAUCGGAUUUGAGCACAACUGGGAUAAUGCUGGUACAUACCCAGUUCAGCUUAUGCAGCAGGCUCCAUCAGCUUUUGCGGGUUCCUCGUUUCACUGCUAUGCGGGAUCCCCUAGGUUGCAAGCAGAUUUCGGGAGGGCGUACCCCUUGAAGGAGCAAUGGUUCACAGAGUGCACGGGUACAAUCAAUACAGACUGGUGGAGAAAUAUCAAAUGGAACAUGAACAACCUGUCAGAACCGCUCUUGGCUCAGUUCUUGUUUGUUGGAAGCGUGGGCUAUGGAUCGCGAAGCAUUUUGCUUUGGAACCUCGCUGGUCGUGCAAAUGGUGAUCCCAAACUUCCGGGGACACGCUCUUGUAGCCCAGGCUGUAGGCCCGUUGUCUCAGUGGACAACAACCAGUGGUACCUCAAUGAAGAAUUCUACGUCUUGGCCCAUAGCUCGCGGAUUGUCAUUCCGCGUGAGCGUGGAGGGGGUUUUGCCAGCCGCAUUGGUGUCUCUGUGACAGGCAAUUUGGCGUCUACUCUGAGCGUCCAAGCAUAUCGGACACCUAGAGCAAACGCUAGGGAUUGGCUCAAGUACGGGAUUGUGGUCUUAAACUCGAAUGACUCUUCCAGUGGUUGGAACCCACAGCCAGUGUCGGCCACAAUCGCGUUUAAUGGUCUGCAGGCUCGGUAUACAUUCCCGGUCGGCGUCACCACACUUUGGUGGUAUUCUCCUGUUCAGUGA
Serendipita indica DSM 11827 is the source of this 1509-nucleotide messenger RNA. The record is from the annotation of a GenBank genome assembly. NCBI's taxonomy places the organism in Eukaryota, Fungi, Basidiomycota, Agaricomycetes, Sebacinales, Serendipitaceae.